GUUAUAUCUAGAAAAAUAAGACGCGCGUGAAGAAAAAUUUGUCGAUUAAAUGGAGAAACAUCUCGAGGCUGAUAGAAAUAACCCAAUUCACGUACAUGAGUACAUAUCUCGCGUAAUUCUUACAACGCAGUAUCGUAAAACGCGCGUGACUGUUGUCAUGUUGAUUAAUGUCCUGCAAGAUACUAAUUAUUGUAUUCUAAUACGUGUAACAUAAAUAAUUACAUUUAUGCGUGCGAUUACAUGCUAUUAUUAUGAAGGAACAAGAGACGACAAGAAGGUUCCCGAGAGGGAGUGAGUACUAUUUAUAAUUGAUUUAACUUCUUAUUUGUGUGUACGUUAUUUUCGCAAUAUCAAUUGCGUUUAUUUUCGUGAUAUAAUUUACUCCGCAUGUGCGUAAAAUAAGGAAUAUUUAUCGGUUAAUAAGAAAGAAUUUUAGCAAUCACAUUUUAUAAUCAUGGCAAAUAUUAUAUAAAUAUUAUCAAUUGAUAUUAAUAAAAAGAAAACAAUAUUAUUAAUAGAUAUUAAUAUAAAUAUCUUUCGAGAGUCGUACGUGUUGGCAAUUUACUAUUUAUAUACGAUGAUCCUAUCGAUUUGACAUGAAUUUCAGGGAACCGUAGAGAUUACACCAUAUCGAUAUAUAUUUCUCAACGCGCGAUUUUUCAAGUAAUUAUAAUAAGAAUGAUCAAUGCUUCUCAGAAUAACGCACGAAACGAUCGAACGAUUAUCUAUAUAACAAAAUCGCGGGGGUCUUUUUUUUAAGUUUUUAUUAUCUCAGUGUUCCGUCGAAUAGCCGAUUAUUAUUGACGAUGUGUACUGACUUUGCGAGAUUACAAGAUCAUGGGGUCAAUUCUAAUCUGUCUGUUAGUGAAAAAAAAAAAAAUGCAAAGCGCAUUCUAUAUAAGAGAGGAUUUUGCCGGACAAUGUUUCGACAGUAAAAUCGAAAGACGGAAAAUUGCAGCGGGUUGCGAUUUCUGGCGGGUUGCUUUUUGCUUAUAUACGCUAACAUAUAGCACACAACAGUGUUGAUUUAAAAGCGUGUACGACAAAAAUGUUGCCACUCAAAGAAACACUUUCUCUCAUGCAGAAUAGCAAUGAGUAUUCGCUUAAUAGUUCGAAAAGAGAAUCGUCGUGUUUCGCAAUAGACGUGCAGCCGAAUCUCACCGUUUAUCAGAAUGAAAAAAGUAUACAGAUAAAUACGAAUUAAGUAAUUACAUGAUUACGGCAAGCUGUUUACAUGCAUCGAGAUAAUGCAUUGCAUCACGGAACGAAAAAAAAUUUAAUGUCAAGAAAGAUAAAUUAGAAAGAGAGAAAUAAAAAAAAAAUAAACUAUAAUAAAUAAAUCUAAAUGGAAUUUGUGUUUAGGGACGACUAUGAAUUAGGCGCUUAUGGUUACGGUAAGAAUAACAUCAAGUUGUUGUAUGUGCGCCGGGACGAUGCGUUACAUCACGAAAUUCGCGAAUACGAAGUGGACACGCACUUGCGUCUAAUCUCUCAGAAGGAUUAUAAGGAUGGUGACAAUCACGACAUCAUCGCGACGGACAGCCAGAAGAACACGGUUUAUCUCAUGGCGAAGAAAUACGGCAUUCGAUCCCCCGAAGAAUUCGCUCUUCUCAUUUGCUCUCACUUUCUCUACACGUAUGAGCACAUAGCGGAAGUCAGUAUCUACGUCGAGGAGUAUCCGUGGACUAGACAUUACGUUGACAAAGUACCUCAUAAUCACGCCUUCGUCAUGAGCCCCACCGCGACGCGAUUUUGUCAAGUCAGCCAGCUCAAAAAUGAAUCACCACUAAUUCGCGGUGGAUUGAAGGGACUGCGAGUAUUGAAGACCACACAGAGCUCGUUCACGGAUUUCAUUCAAGAUGAGUACAGGACGUUACCGGAUAUGAACGAUCGUAUUUUCAGUACUGUCGUAACGGCUACCUGGGAAUUCUCCACUGCUACCGGUGUAGAUUUUGAUAACGUGUGGUACACAGUGAGGGAUUCUAUCAUGGAAAAUUUUGCGGGUCCUCCGGACACGGGGAUUUACUCGCCCAGUGUGCAAAAUACGCUUUACCUCGCGGAAAAGUCUAUACUUAAUAAAGUCAAGCAAAUUCAGAGCAUCCAGAUGCAAAUGCCGAACAAGCAUUAUUUCGAUAUGGAUUUCAGCAAAUUCUCCAAACUCGUACAAGGACAAAACAGAGAGGUUUACCUACCCGUGGAUAAGCCGUCGGGUAUUAUUUACGCUCAAUUAAACAGAAAAACUUUCUCUGCCAGAUUAUAACCACACAUGAUAUUAAGUGUCUUCUAUAACAGAUACGAAUAUUAAAUAUAAUAAUAUUACAUUUGAAAGCUAAAA
Messenger RNA from Formica exsecta, 2335 nucleotides. RefSeq names its product uricase. The record is from RefSeq and is a predicted model, not a curated record. Gene Ontology annotation, molecular function: urate oxidase activity. Lineage: Eukaryota; Metazoa; Arthropoda; Insecta; Hymenoptera; Formicidae. Gene Ontology annotation, biological process: urate catabolic process; purine nucleobase catabolic process. The transcript has 4 exons. Bases 1346 to 2260 code for a protein of 304 amino acids. Gene Ontology annotation, cellular component: peroxisome.